Necator americanus (New World hookworm) is the source of this 543-nucleotide messenger RNA. RefSeq lists its product as uncharacterized. NCBI's taxonomy places the organism in Eukaryota, Metazoa, Nematoda, Chromadorea, Rhabditida, Ancylostomatidae. Gene Ontology annotation, biological process: galactose metabolic process. The coding region runs from base 1 to 543 and encodes 180 amino acids. The transcript has 3 exons. Gene Ontology annotation, cellular component: cytosol. The record is from RefSeq and is a predicted model, not a curated record. Gene Ontology annotation, molecular function: galactokinase activity.
AUGAUGAACGACCUGACUCCCGAGCUGGACAGGAGGAGACGAGCGGCUUGGGGAGCGUACAGGAGCAUCGAGGAUGUAGUGAAGAAGACCAGGAACACCCGGCUCCGUGCUCACCUCUUCAACACCACCGUACUUCCUGCUUUGACCUAUGCUUCGGAAACCUGGGCAUUUCGCAAGCAGGAAGAAAACGCGGUGAACGUAGCCUCGUUCAAGCUGCGCCCGAGAGCACGUCACGUAUACAGUGAAGCACUACGAGUUCAUUUGUUCGAAGAGGCAUGCAAAGCAGGAGAUCUAAUUGAGAUGGGAAAGCUCAUGUAUGCUAGUCAUGAAAGUUGCAGCAAGGAUUAUGAAUGUAGCUGCGAGGCCAUGGACACAUUGGUUUCCGAAUGUCAACGCGCAGGUGCCAUAGGGUGCCGCCUCACUGGAGCUGGCUGGGGUGGAUGUGCUGUAGCCUUGGUCGACAAUUCAAAUCCUAAAGAUUUGGGACAUAAAGUGCUCUUCUACAGCAAACCCUCCGCUGGAAUCUCAGGGCAAUUCUUAUAA